This is a messenger RNA of Papaver somniferum (opium poppy), 612 nucleotides long. Its product is annotated as F-box/kelch-repeat protein At3g06240-like. Bases 1 to 612 code for a protein of 203 amino acids. The record is from RefSeq and is a predicted model, not a curated record. Lineage: Eukaryota; Viridiplantae; Streptophyta; Magnoliopsida; Ranunculales; Papaveraceae. The transcript has a single exon.
AUGAUAGUUGCUACAGGCCAUGGUAGGUCUGAAGUUUGGGUUAGUAGAUUACGUUCAAAAUCAUGGAAUAGAGUUGGAGACAUACCUUAUGGUAUAUCUGAUAUUGAUCUUUGUGUCAAGCCUUUAAAUGGAAUCAUUCACGGGGUGAGAAACUAUAAAGUUAUAGUUUCGGUGGAUAUAGUUGAAGAGCGAACCAAAGAAUUACAGAUACCUAGUCGCUGUCUGGAGGAAAAAGCAACGAGUGGGUAUGAUUAUAUGGAAGUCGGUGUUCUCGGAGAUGAACUUUACCUAUUAGUUAAUCCUAGACAUCAGGGAAACAUUGAUCUCUGGGUGAUGAAAGAUUAUGGAGUUGUAGAUUCUUGGACCAAAAUUAUCACCAUUUCGGAAUAUCAAACAGGAUUUGAAAAAUUAACGCCACUGGGGUAUCUCAAGAAUGGCGAGAUUCUAUUAAAGGGUGAACGUUUGACAAGCAAGGAUUCUUUAGUCUUAUAUGACCCCAAAAUCGGAAGACUUGUGACUUUGGAUACCCCCGGCAUGCCCGAAUAUUUCCGUGCCGCGACUUUGGUUGGAAGUCUAUUUUCAUUGUAUUCGGGCGUAUUCGUAAAGGAUUAA